Messenger RNA from Polypterus senegalus (gray bichir), 11636 nucleotides. Its product is annotated as microtubule-associated protein 4. The transcript is spliced from 19 exons. Lineage: Eukaryota; Metazoa; Chordata; Cladistia; Polypteriformes; Polypteridae. Gene Ontology annotation, biological process: neuron projection development; microtubule cytoskeleton organization. Gene Ontology annotation, molecular function: microtubule binding. The coding region runs from base 205 to 5571 and encodes 1788 amino acids. Gene Ontology annotation, cellular component: neuron projection. The record is from RefSeq and is a predicted model, not a curated record.
GGCUACACUCCACACUGGUCCAGGAGUUAGUUUGCGGACCUCUGUGGCUGGGCUUUGAGCGGUGGUCUGGGGAAAAGGCUGAAGCACAAACCUCGACAACAACCGAUACACACAAACGCCUAAGCUUCAGUUUAAAAGUUGACCUUCAGAACUUUGGCGGAAGACCUAAAGUACAAGUUAAACAGGUUUUGCAGUUAGCCAAGAAUGGCAGAUUUAAGCCUUGGUGAUGCUCUCUGUGACAGUCCGGUCUCUGGAGUUGAAGAGCCGUUAAUAAAGCGUGACUUUGUUGAAGCCCUGGAAGCUGAGAGCUUUGAUGAUGUUGUUGGAGAGACUGUGGGGAAGAGUGACUACCGACCCUUGUUGGACAAGGAUGAUGUUAAUACUCCAUCUGAAGGCAUGGUGGCAAGUGAGAAAACUAUACUGGAAAAUGGAGAACAUGAUGGUGGGAAAGGAAAAAAAGCAGAUUUCCUUUUGGAAAGUUUGAAGGAUGAGGUGCCUACACCAGAUCAGAAUGUAGCAAUGGAAGCAUUGAUAGACCCCCAUCAGAAUCUUUUAGGAAAUACACCUGCAGAUAUAAACUCUGUAUCAACAGAAAGUGUCUUUCCACCUGUAUCACCUGGAAUGAAAGAUACUUUGUUUUUUUCAUCUGCUAAGGAACCGACACCUGCAGUUCUAGGGCCAGGGCAACUUGAUGGCAUGACUCCUAUCCCACAUACUGGAUAUGUUCAGAAUGAGAACAAGUCUGCAACUGAUUACAAACCCUCAAAAUCACCAGGUGCAGAUCUGUCUACUACUAUUGACAACCCUAGUGAUCAGACACAGAAAACAGUUAGUUCUACAGAAGAGAUAAAAAGUCUAACCAGCAAAAGCCCAGGGUCUCCAGAACAGCAACUGAUAAGCACAAGUGGGAUCUCUCAAACAGAAACAGCUGACACUUUUCCUGCAAUGUUGCCUGGAAGGCCCAGGCAACAACAGAAUAUAAGAGAUUUCCAUCAAGACCUACCUGUCUUUACACCUAGUGUUUCCACUGUGAUUAGCAAGCAUACUAAAGAAAAAAGAGACUUAACAAAUGAAACAGCAAUAAGUUACAUGUCCUUGGCAGAUGUUGGUCCUAGCCAAAGUACUCAAUAUGAUCUUCAACAGCCUACUUACACAGUUAAACGACCAAUUAAGAGCUUUCACUCUGAUGAAAAUAGUGCUUUCCAGGUUGACACAAAAAACAUACAACACACUAGUCACAAUUUUCCAUCCCUAGAGAUGCCAUCGAUUGGUAAAAUUGGCUAUAGUGAAACAUAUUCAUUUAGUGAAAUCCCUGAAAUACUAGAAAGUGAAGUGGGUGGAACUGGCUUGGAAAGAAAGUUGAAGAAGAAAAAGAAAAGAAAGCAAAAAAAUCCUGAACAGGAAGAGCCUCUUGUGAGCAAAUCUCACAGAAAACCAUACUUUCCCCUUGAUUCAUCACCAUUAGAUUUCACAAAAAUACAAGAUGGAGCUGAUAAAUUUGGCAGUUUUGGUGCUGAUGGUGAUUCUUAUUUGGAAAGACAUGCUACAAGUGCAAAAGAGACCUCUGUGAAUGAAUGGUCAAGGAUAACUAUGGAUAAUUCUGAAUUUCAAACUCGGAUAUCAGAAGGUUCAUGUGCUGCUGUGAUGGAUAAUCCUAUUUACAGCAGAGAGCAAGAUGAAGAAGUGCUUAGGGGAACUAAGAGCAAGAAAAAUAAGCAGAAGAAGAAAGUUGUUGAACAGGGAAUGGAAGGUAUAACUAGAGAACAAUUCACUGUACAAGCAGAAAAGCUUGCGAACAAGAACACACAUUAUUCUGUGCCAGAGUCAGCUUCUGGUCUUGAUGAUACACUGCUCCAAAGCACAUUAGAAAAGAUUGAUAAUGAGAGUGUUGAACAGAAAAGUGAUCAUGACAACACUGCAGGAAAAGUGAACUUUAAUAAAGGUCCUUUAGAUAAUAUUCAGUAUGACAUGAAGGAGAAGAAGAAAGUGCAUAAGGCUGCAAAAGAGGGAGCUAUAGACUUUGUAGAAGGAAAAGAGAGAGUUCAAAAAAUGGAGAAGCACUAUGCUGAUGGUAAAUGUAAGGUAAAAGUUAAGAGUAAGGAUCAAAUGAAGACUUACGAUGGGAGAAAUGGAGAUAAUUUGUUGGAAAAUAGUAACAAUGAGAUUCACAAGUUGAUCUCAAUGGAGGCUAGUGAUGUAAAGGUGGAUUCUUGUAAUGAAGAUAAGAUUUCUCCUGUUUCUGUAAAGAAGGUUUAUGAUGAAGAGAACAUAGAAAUGUUAAGUGAAAAUAAAGGGGGGAAGGUUCAUAAGUUAAUGUUAGAAGAAGUAAGUGUGAGUAUAGGAAUUGGAUCUAGUAAGGAAAAACAGAUUUCUCCAGUUGAAUCACAAAAUGUGGAUGAUGCAGCGGCCAUAGAAGAAUUACUUAAAGUUAAUGAACAAACAUUUCAGAAAGUGUUAGCUGAAGAGGUUAAUGUAAAAAAAUGUACUUCUAAGAGUAAAAGUGCUCCUUUGUCCAUAUCUGCAAGGGAAUGUGUAGGUAAAGACAACAGAGACGAUUUUCAAAUAAAAGGAAAAGAAAAAUGUGACAAUGUGGCAUUAAUCCAGUCCUCUAAUAUUGGGUUUGACAAUUCUGCAUUAAAGGAGGUGACAGCUGCAGAUAGUUUGGAAAACCCGUUUGAAAAUGUAGAAGGUAAAAUUCAAUCUCAUGCAGAAAACAAGACAUAUAGUGUUGCAGAAAAAUAUGACUUGAGUGAAAACAGCUGCCCAAGAAGAAAAGAAGAAGCUAAUCAACUAGAGAUUCAGGGGUCCUAUAUGAAAGUAGAAGUUCCAAUUCCUGAUACAGGGGUCAGUAUGACUUCUGAUGCAGCCACACAUGACCCCAAAGUAAAAAAGGCCAUUGAUGUUGAUACAAAGAAGUUUUUUGGGGUCGGUGAAGAAUCUCAGAAUUUAAACAGUGUUCAACUCCCCAUGAUUUCUGAAUUUAAAAGAUCCAAAGAUGAGCAGAAAUCCACUGCCAGUAAUAGUAAGUUUGUUGAAAAUGUAGAAGAUGAAAUUCAGUCUCAUGCAGAAAACAAGGCAUAUCGUGUUGCUGAAAAAAAUGAAAGUGCCACUCAAAUAAAAAAGGAAGAAACUAAUAAACCAGAGAUUCAGGGAUCCUGUAUGAAAGUAGAUGUUCUAAUUCCUACCACAGGUGUCAGUAUGAGUUUGGAAUCAACUGCCUUUGACUCCAAAGUGAAAAAGGCCGUUGAUGUUGAAACAAAAAUGUUUUUGGAGGAAGGCAAAGAAUCUCAGAAUUUAAACUGUACUCAAUUCCCAAAGGUUUCUGAAUUUAAAAAAUCCAAAGACAAGCAAAAACCCACUGCCAGCAAUAGUAAGUUUGUUGAUAAUACUAUUUGCCCAGAAGUGCAAAAAAUUAAAUCUGCUGAUCACCUGGUUUUUGGAGUAAAAUGCCAGUCCCUCGAUAAUAGUAAAAAUGAAAGUCAGAUUGACAAUUUGAGCAAUUUAAUUGAUCCUAAUCCAGAAAAUAACAGUUCAGUUUUUGACAUAAAUCUCAAUCAAAUCACUGCUGGUGAUAUGCUGAAAGCUCAUCAAGAACCUGCAUCAACUUUACAACUUUCAGAUUCCUUCUCUCAAAGCCUACAGCUAGAUUCUCCACCACUAAGUCCUGAAGCUCAGGAACAUGUUCAAUGUAUGCUACAACCUGAGAAUAAUUAUGAUGUUACUCUCAUGCCAUCUGAUGAUCAGGAAUUUAAGCAGAAUUUUCCAGAGCAUAAACAAAUUAAAAACAAUUUACCUGAACCUCCAGAGCCCUUUUCAGCUGUUAAGGAGAUGCAAGCAUUGCACACCACUUCAAUGGGCAAAGAGGAUGACUUUUUAGAAGGUGAAAAGAAAGCUUCAGUGAUGGAAGCAGAUAAGCAUAAAAAAAAACAAAACAGAGAAACAGAGAUGAAAAGCUAUAUGAGGCCUACACAGUCGAGGGUAGCUCAACAGUUAAGGGCUCCAGAGGCCAAAGUCACAGUGCCAAACACAUACAGUUUCUACAGAGGCCAGGCUGAACCAAGUCCCAAGAAACGGAUGAAAACAGAAGCAAAUGAACUGACUGUUCCUAAACUCCGGGAAGAAUCAAAUGACAAAAAUGAUAAAAAGCCCACAGCAAAUGGAAUGAGUGCUGCACCUAACAAAGAGUUGCCACCAAGUCCAGAGAAAAAGUCAAAGCCUUCUGCAGCCGCCACUCCAUCUGCUAAGCCAAGUUCUGCCAAAGCACGACCUUCAUCACUUUCAACUGCUGGUACAGCCAAGCGCCCUGUCUCUGCCAAUGCCACCACCCCAAACAAAAAAUCAUCUGUUCCCACAACACCUACCCCAACUUCCAGCUCAAAGAAGACAACUCCUACCACGCCCCGUCCCUCUUCUACAACACCCACUAUGCAACGCCCAUCCCCUACAACUCCCCGUGAAACCAAGCCUAAGGUUCCAACAACUCGAAACACAGUGAAAAGUCCAGAGAAGCCAUCAACAGUUUCAAAGACAACUUCAACUCCCCCACCAAAGGCUUCAGUGCCAAAGAGUAGCCCUGGAGUGCCUGCAACACCCAAAUCAAAUAGUGCUACCCGUACUCCUGCCCAGAAGAAUGCCACCACCACACAGAGGCCUACCUCCAUAAAAACUGAAUCUAAAGUAACAGAUGUGAAGAAAGCAAGUCCAGCAAAAUCUCCUUCAGGUACAAGCAAGACAAGGAUGACUCCAGUCAAUUCCAAGAGUAAUGCGACAACACCUAGUACUCCUGGAACAAACACCUCCAAAUCUGUUACACCCACUUCUGCUGAAAAGAAGACUCCUUUGGCCCGAACUGUUCCUAAAACUAGUCCAGCCCCUAAGGCCACACCCCGGCCAAACAGCACAACUCCUACAUCAGAUGUCAAGAAUGUUAAGUCCAAAAUAGGAUCUACUGACAAUAUUAAACAUCAGCCUGGAGGAGGCAAGGCAGCCGUGACAGACAAGAGUCGGGAGUCUAAAGGGCCUAAGAAAGAUGAUCCACUAACAGUAAAUCAAAUCUCUAAAAAUUCCAUAGUGAAAAAUCAAAGCUCCCCAAAGCAGAGUAUUGGGAAAGUUCAAAUAGUCAGCAAAAAAAUCGACUACAGUCAUGUCACUUCCCGCUGUGGCUCCAAGGACAAUAUCAAGCAUAUUCCUGGUGGUGGAAAUGUGCAGAUUCUAAAUAAAAAAGUAGACCUAAGCAAAAUUACAUCUAAGUGUGGUUCAAAGGAUAACAUAAAGCAUAAGCCAGGUGGUGGGGAGGUGAAGAUCCAAACACACAAGGCUGACUUUAAAGAAAAGGCUCAUUCAAAAAUUGGCUCUUUAGAUAAUGUGGGUCAUGCUCCUGGGGGUGGGAAUAUCAAGGCUGAGGGGGAGGAGGAGACAACUGUUGGUGUUCUGGUUUCCCCUGGUGGCGCUCUGACAGAAGCGCUGGCAGGGAGCAAGACUUAUGAGAAUGGAUUAAGGGAGACUCCGCCGUGUUCAGGGGAGCAAGGAGAAACUCAGGGCCUCAGCUCACAUAUACCUGAGACAAAUUGAGUGCCACAAGCUGAUGUUUCGCGAGAAUGCCCGGGCUCGCACAGACCAUGGCGCCGACAUCAUCUACAAAUCCCCGAGCAGCAGUAGCACCCCCCCAGCACGCAGCGUCUCACUGAGCGAGUGUCUUGGCUCUCCACCUGUUGAAGUACAACUGGCUCAAGAUGUCAGGAUCAUGCUGGAUGACCAGGAGUCGUGAUUUGUCUUCGCUCUAGUGUCUUUUAGCUGUUUUAGUCUUCUUUUUUUUAUUGUAAAUAGUCAAAUAGCUUGGAGGUAGGAAGUGUGGCUCUUGUGUUUGGUUUGUUUGCAGUAAAAGCACAUUUUUAUAUAAUCACAGUUCAAAAAAUACUGAGUUAGAAUUUUCAAUUUUAAGCUUUUGUUCUACCUAACCUAUUUUCAAGGAAACUGUUGGGAGUAUUUACUGCUGGAAUAUCCAGUUUUCAAAGAAUUAUUGUCAAAAAUUAUGCAGUGAGGCGAUUCAUUUGUGUGCCAUUGCUGUGGAAACUCCACCGCAUUUCCCAAACGUUGAGAUUAUUGACUUCUGAUGACACGUCUUUUAAAGCAGCGGGACAUCUAUUUUUAAACAUCCAGUGGUCUCCCAAGCCCAUGGUCGUCUUUGUAGCAUACCUCACACUGGGUGCUGUUUAAAAAACAGUGUUGUCCCACAAAUCUUGUCGAAUAGUUUCACACAGAAGAAAUAAACUUUGCACUAUUGAUAAGGGAUGUUGAAUUACCUAUAUUUGUGUAAGCCUUAAGCUAAAACUGGUUGUUUGACUUGUUUCAGAUUUUAGUUCACAAGUGUUGAUCCAGUUCUUCUGGCACUUAGAAUGACAGUAUUGCUACAUCCCCACAAAUUUAAUUACUUAUAAACUAAUGAAGGAUGGUUGUAUGUUUUUUUUUUUUAAGCAAAACCAUUAAAACACAAGAGCCAGGCUGUAAUCCUCCCUUGUACUACUUCAUCUUCUAAAUUCACAAAUUAGAAUAUGUUAUAUGUAAAAUGUGCUUUUAUAAAAAAAAUGUUUUGUGGUGAAGUGUUUAAUAUUCUUGUAUAAUUAAUUGUGCUGUUUUAGAUUUUUCUUCUUCUUAAAGCAAUAUGAUUGGUCUUGAUGCGGGUUGGGUGGGUGAAACACAUACAUUAGCAGGAUAAGGCUUUGGAGUGUAGGCUCUGAGAAAGCACAAAGAGUUUGCUGGACUGGGAGCUGUUGGCAGGAGCCUGGGAGAUCGAAGAGCAUGAUUAAGAAGUAUCUUCUUAUCUUUUGGCAGCUGGAAUUUAUCCUAUAAUGGCAUAAAUGUUAAAGACUGCACUUUACUCAACAUAGCAUCUUGUUUUACUUCACCUUCCUAGAAGUCUCUUUAGGACUAUCACAUCGAUUGUCUAAAAAAUUGUACAAUGGGCCCGAUCCUAGUAGCGUAUCAGUGAGUUUGCAGAACUAUGUAAAACUGACAGUACUUGGCAGAGGUCCAUCAUGCAUAAAAAGGAAAAGGAAAACAGCUUUGGCUUAUUAUUAAUUUUGGCUGGCACCAUAGAAAAGCACAGUAUGACGCAAUAUCUAUUACAAAGUACAAGAUGCAUCACAAGUCUGGACCCAUAGCAAAUAUACCAUGUUACUCUUAGAAGCACACUUCUGUCUUCUGUUUAAAUAUUUCAGAGGUAGAAAUAAGCUUAUAAUUAUCUGUACCAGUGGUCAACUAUUGCCUUCUAGACAAAUCCAACCAGUGGAAACUUUAGGAUCAUUUUUGUGUUAAAGAUGUCAUAACCAUGGUGGAAUAAAACCCUCAUCGUUUCUCCAUGGUCCCUUGUUAAAAUUUUAACAUAUGAUAAUCCCCACACAAUAAUAUAAAAAACUGGUUCUAGUAUGAUGCUUACAGUUACAGAAUUAUAUUACAUUUUAUUUGUCAUAAAAAGAAAUUAGAGGGAAUAAACUCUCAUCCGUGCUUUGAGGUCUUCUGUGAAUUAAACGAAGAAGGUUGGGUCAGGGUUUCCAUGUUAAGGAAUUUUCUAGGAAUCGAUACAUGGAUUAAUGUUAUUAGAGAGUAGUUAGCAGAAAAAAAAUAAUUACGGGAGUACAUUGUAAUAUCCCUUGUAAAAGCCCUGUACAUGUACAACAGUAGUUUAAAUAUGUGUUACAUAGAAAAAUUGUAAAUAAUCUUGGAGGAUAUUGCUGUUGUGCUAGGUCUGCUUGCACUAAACAGCAUAGUUUUAUAUAAUCAUGGCUAAAGAAACCCUUUCUCUAUAACAUCUGCAAAAAAUAAAAAAACAAAAGUUCAGUUUGUAAAUGACUGUAAUAAUAAGUGCCAAUCAUAAUAUACUUUAAAGUCAAAACGCAAAAGUAAAUGUUAUAAGUGAGAUGAUAACCUAAAUAAAGAUACUCCUGUGCAUUUGUCUGUGUGUAUACACACAAUCGUGGAGUACAUUCUUCCUGUGUGUGCAUGGAUUUUUCUCAGGGUAGUGUGGCUUUCCUCUCACAUCUCAAAGAUGGGUUAGGUUAGUUUGUCAUUCCAAAGUGGUACUCUGGUUUGUCUCCUACGUCCCAAAAACAUGCAUAUGAAUUGGUAAGUUUGAUUUGGCCUCAUGUGAAUGUGAGCAUAGGUAUGUGUGUGAGUGGGCCCUGCAAUGGACUUGUGCCCCAUCAGCAGUGGUUUAAACCUUGUGCCUGAUCCUGGAAGAAUCCACCUGACAUCCUGAUUAAGCAUGUCUGAGAAUAUCAUAAUAUGUAAAUGUUAUGUAUAGAGAACAAUAGGUCUCUUUGUGAAAAGACUUUUUACUCAUCCAUUCAUCAGGCCCAGAUGUAUCUAGCACAGAGUUGCGGAGAACUGGAGCCAUGGUCUGGUCACAGAUUCCUUGAACGGCAUACUCCAUGAUACUGGGCUAUUGAAUGAAAAAAAAAAUGAAAUAGUCACUUUAGCUGUUGAAUUAUGCAAAGUUGAUUAUUUUUAAACAGUUUUAUUUAAUGGCUUGGUUUAUAAUGAUAUAGUUCUUUUAAAGAUUCAUCUUGGAAAUAUCUCGGGCACACACCCAUUGACCUUUUCCCCUACAUGUGUUGCCUCAUUUUAAAUAUGAAACUGAUUUUGUUCAGUGACCAUUGCCUAUAUAGCAUACACUUUUUUGUAACAUUUAUGUUAGAAACAUAAACUAUUGGGGUUGAUACGUAAGUUUAUUAUUAAAGGUUUAGAAAAUGCUUGAGUCCAUUCGGACAUCACAAGGUGCAGAACCAACCACGCUUAGUCUACAUUUUGCCAAUGCAUUGCACACUAUUGUCUUAUUUAAUUCCCCCAAACAACCCUCUCCCACCACCCUCCACAAUAGCACUCUAGGAAAGUGGGCAACCCAGAGAAAAACUCGUCAUAUAAUAUGGGAGAAUAUGUGAACUCCUCUAUACACACUGACAAGGCUGCCAUUCAAACUCUGAAUGGUGACCACUUUGUAAGAUCUUAGUACUUAACAAAAACAAAAAGUUACCUGGAAAGUCUUCUAGUGAAAAGUAAAAAGUCAUUUAAUUGCACCUUCAGUGGCUCGUGCCAGGUUAUAGGUAGUAUUUCACUUUUACUAGAAAGUCAAACAGAAUGUGAACCAGAGGGAUUUUCAAGCAUUCAGACCCUCUUCUGCUAUCGUUACUUUCCUUGUUUUCCCCUUUUUUCCUAUUUUAUUAAAGGUGCUACUUAAUUAUAAAUAUGCACAGGUUGGCAUUUUAACAAAGAAGUGACUGAAAAAUGAACUAGAAAGGUAGGAAAGCAGAAUUUAAUGCUGAGCUCUGUAAACUGCAGAUAUAUUAAACAGAUUUCUGAAUUUCAUAUGUAAAUGAAAAGCAAAUUGAUUUUAGUUUCUGAGGUGAUAGGUGGAGAUAUGGUGAAGGCCACCUGAUAAAACAAAACGUCCAUUUAACAAGACUUGACAUCAAGAACUAAUUGAUCAUAAGCAAUCUGUGAUCCUCUAGGACAAAGAGUGGACACUUUUGUGAACUUUUUUUGAACUUCAUUUUCAGACAGUGUGAGUAAAGGAAAGUAAUGAGAGCAGUUCACCCCUUGAUGAGAGUAGAACAACAGAAGACUGCUGGCCACUUUAUGGUAUGAUAACAAUUUAGAAAGUUCCUUUUACAGCAUUAGACUUUGAAGUUUAUGUAGAAUUUAAGCAUUAACUGUGCACAACAUUAUCUUUUAGUGCUACGAAGGAGUCUAUAUGUACCCCUUCUGUUAAUCAUGACAAAAAUUAAGUUCCGGAACGCUUUCUCUGCCUUUUCUCAACCUGUGUCUUUAUUUCUUCGAAGUAUUUCUGUAGUAAUGUUUUGAGAGUUUUUUGUGAAUUUUUAUAUCUUGUGCAUUUAGUUUACUGUUUAAAAAAAAUGAUGUGCACACCUACAUUUAAUUGGCAAAAGCACCUGCUAAAUAAAGUAGCUAAAAUGUCACAAAUUAUAUAAACAAUGUAAAACGCUAAUGCCUUUUUGAAAUUUGUGUCCCCUAUUCCUGAGCAUAAAAGUAUUUCUUGCUUAGUUUGCUUUUUAAUGGUUAUUGUGAGAGGAGUCAUUUGGUCACAGUGAACAUUCAAGAGAUGAUUAAUUUUUUUAUAUAAAUAUAUAGACAUCAUGCCAAACUCAUUUUAUUUUUAAUUGGCUUCCAUUGAUUUACUAUAAAUAAAAAUGACCUAACAAGAGAGUUAGAGAUGUGUUACAUGGUUAUGUUCCUGUCGUGUACUUUCAAACAUGACAGCUGAGAGUACCCAGCCCUGAUCCCUAGCCAGACGCUUGCAUGUGCCAUUCUAGCUGGAGAAAAUGCAAUAAUAUUCCUCUUUUGCUACCUGAGAUAAAGUUAGAAUGGAGCUGUGGUUCUGAUUGAGUACAGUGUUUGUAGAUUUGUUUGUUCGUUUGUUUUUGUUCUUGUUCUCUUUCUCUCAAUAAAUAUUUUCUAGUUUCUAGUCAAGGCAAAGGCUUGUUAAAUCUUGUCUUACCUGCCCAUGGUGCCGAGUCUCUGCUUGGCACAUUGUGUGUUAGCAGAGCUUUCUCCAUUGCGUUUAACAUUGUGUUCUUGGUGCCACGCUCAUGUGACAGAGUGUUUGUGUCUGCCACAUAAUAAACUGUAGAUUUACAGCUGCUUCCAUGCUCCUCUGCUAUAUCUUCACAGACGACGUGUACAUAUAUUUAAAUACACACACAGGCAAGCGCAUGUUUCUCUUUAGCUUAAGCUGCUGUUGACUACAACUCCCGCUUCAUGCACCUUUAACAUUACCGAAGGGAUUUUCAUAAUUUUUUUUUGUUUCUUAAAAAAAUAUAUAUAUUUUGCCCAUUUGAGGGUGUGAGUAAAAGAAUGUGUUUUGAAAUAAAUGCAUACAAGUGACUUUCAUUGUUCAAAAAAUAUGAUUUUCUGUAGUGCAAAAAGGUAUUGUGUCCUGGCUGGGCUGUAACAAAAAUUUGUGUUCAUACAAGUGGCUACAAACUCUCUGCACGAGGUUCCUUCUGAUGCGAAAGUCUCAGCCACUUCUUUUCAUUUCCAUUUGUGAUACGAGGUUUUUAAACAAACUUUCAGUUGGUUUUGUUCUAAUGUGUCUGUUUGGUUAAAGAUUAUCUUUCUCCUUUAGCUGCCAUUAGAAUUUGAAUAUCAUUGAGGUUUCCUUAUUUUGUAUUUUUUUUUUCCUUUAAGAAAGCACAGCCCUGGCUCAGUUGCCUUCACAUUUGAGAAGCGUACAUGGGUCUUGUUAGGUGUGACCUUUUGGUUUUGUGAACUUUAACAAUGUAGCUGGUGUGACAUUAACUUGGACAGCUGGCUUUUGCUCUCGUAGUUCUACAUAGCAGAGCUGCAUGAUGCUUUAAAUGAGAUUCCAUGUUCAGCCAGUGCACAUCAUCCUCUUUUGCAGCAUUCUUCCUCUGUAUUUCCUGGAGAAGUGUCUUAGAUGGGGUGUCUUGGGCUGAGCUUUGCUUUGGGCCUUGUAACCAUCCUGUGCAGAUGACAUGACAAAAGCAGACACUUUGCUUUCAACCACACAUUUUAGUUGCAAGCUCUCUUGGUCUUUAUUGUGGUACUUGUUAACUCGUGGAAAUACACUCUGAAUAAACAGAAUAAAAACAACAAAAAAAAAA